GAAUCAAAAAGUAAACAUUGAAUGUUAGUCAUUAAUGUUUAUCUAUUUGAAAUGAUUAUCUAAUUUAAUUGUAACCUCUUUUUACUAAUUUUUCUGGUCUACAAUUAAGCUAAUAACUCACCUUUUUGAUAUAAUCGUGUUGGACUUUCUAACUGGGUAAUAAUAAAAACAUCUCAUCGUGAAAGAAAAGGUUAUAAUCUGGCGAUGAUCUUUAAUGGUUAUUCUCAUUCCUUUGUGUCUCCUGAUAUAAAAUAAAUUCUCCAACUGUAAUUUACACUUAAAUUGAAAAGAAGAAAAGUGUUUUUUUCGUUUUUUACACUUAUUCAUUUUCUAAUUGUAUAGAAAAAGGAUUAGAACAUAUUAUCAACCAGUGAUCUUAAUUCAAUCAUUACGACAAUAUUCAUCCUAUCAACACACUCACACCAAAGUGUCAUCAUCAUCAUUAACAAGAUCGUUAAAAGGAAGAGUUGAUCUUUAAAAAGGCCAACAGAAAUCACAACUUCUAAUUGUUUUGUCAUCAAGAAUCUACGAUCAAAACACCAUCGCAACAACAAAAAACAUUAUUCAACCACCUCCAUCAUUUACCUUAAUCAUCAUAAUCGUCAUUCACCAUCAUCAUCAUUUGGUUUUCUCAUUGAGGAAGUGUUUUUGCUUAGAUUGAUACUAUAACUUACUCACUUUUCUCUCUCUCUCUCUAUUCUUUUUUCUUCAACCAAAAGUCUGCUUGAUUUUCUUAAAACAUUUAUUUCUUAUCAAUUUGUGUGUGUAAGUUGAUGUAUUGUUUUAAAUCACAUGCUUACAAGUUUCAAGUUCUGCUUUCCAGUUAUAUGAUAAGUAACCAUUGAUAUUCAUUGAAGGUUAACUAAUAUCUUUCUAAUACUAUUUUUCUUUUAUUGAAAAAUUUUCGAUCUCUGAUUAAUCUUUUUGCUCCUUUUUCAAAGUCAAUGGUUGAUUAAGGUUCAGCUUUAUUGUUCUUCUCUCUCUCUCAUUCUCUUGAUAUUAUCCUAUUUUCUUUCUCUCUCUCACACUUUUAUCUCUCUUUCUCUCCCUAUUGUGUAUAAUCUACUUUACUUGAUUAUCUGUGACAGUUGUUCUGUUCAAGUGCAAGACUCAUUUGUUUGACUUUUUGUCACCAAAAAGAAAAGAACCCGAGUAAUUAAUAUUAUUAUCGACAAAUUAUAAAUUAUAUUUAUCAAUAAUGGGCUCAUUGCCGAAAUGGUCAUUACUCGAUCCAAAGCGAGUUCACUCUGGUGCUAGUAGUGGUAACGAUAGAUCAACAAGCAACAAUAAUUCAGCCUCAACAUCCAAUUGGGUCAAUGGAAGCUCAUCAUCAUCAUCAUCUUCAUCUUCUGCAAUAGUUAAUGCCUCAUCAUCAUCAUCGACCUCAUCUGGUAAUAGGCCUUCACAUAAUGAUAUUAAACCUACAACUAGCAACAAAGACAACAAUUCUAACAUCAACACUAGUGGUUAUACUGCACCAACUGGAAUCAGGCCUAGAGUGGAAGAUGAUUCAGAUGAAAAUCUACCACCAGGAUGGGAGAUUCGUUAUGAUCAAUAUAAUCGUAAAUAUUAUGUUGAUCAUAAUACAAGAAGUACAACCUGGGAGAAACCACAGAAAUUACCUCACGGCUGGGAAUUAAGAAUUGAUCCUCGAGGUCGAGUCUAUUAUGUUGAUCAUAACACGAAAACAACAACUUGGCAGCGACCAACUGAAAACACUUUACGUAUUUUCAAUGAAUGGCAAUCGUCUCAGGGUCAAGUUAUGCAACAAUGUGGUCAACGUUAUAUGUAUGCUACACCACAAAUGGAGAGAGGAGCAUCUUCAUCAGGAGCAACAUCAUCAUCAUCAUCAAAUAAUUUAACUAAUGGUGGACAAAAUGGUGAUCAAUCACAAGAAGCUGGUUCAAGUGUUUCCAAUACCACUGGCAAUAAGAUUGUCUCCUCUUCAUCAAAUUCAUCCUCAUCUUCAACAAUCAAUUCAACCCUUGUGGCUUCCAGUUCCGGAGGAUCCUCCAGGGAAGUAGUAAUCAAAUAUGAAGAGGAACCUUUACCCGAAGGUUGGGAGCGACGUCUUGAUCCAAAUUCUCGUGUUUAUUAUGUUAAUCAUAAAAAUAAGACAACCCAAUGGGACGAUCCAAGAACCCAAGGGAAAUUUAUACCUAACUUACAAAGUGGCCUGAAUGGUUCAAAUGUUUUAACCGGUUCAACCAACUAUGAACUAUUACCUUUACCAAAAGGUUGGGAAAUUAGAUACACUAAAGAGGGUGAAAAAUAUUUUGUUGAUCAUAAUAGGAAAUCGACGACUUUUCAAGAUCCUAGGAUUCCAAUUGAAAAUGGUGAUAUCGCUGCAUCCGUAUCCAGUAUAACCUAUGAACGUUGUUUCCGUGCUAAACUUCACCAAUUCCGUUACCUAUGUCACAUAAAUGCGCUGCCUUCCCAUAUAAAGAUUUGCGUCUCUCGUACCAACAUUUUUGAAGAUUCUUUCCAUCAAAUAAUGAGAGUUCCUCCACAUGAACUUCGUCGACGUUUAUUUAUAACCUUUAAAGGUGAAGAAGGUCUCGAUUACGGAGGAAUAGCUCGAGAAUGGUUUUUCCUACUCUCCCAUCAAGUACUAAAUCCAAUGUAUUGUCUCUUUGAAUAUGCCGGUAAAAACAAUUACUCCCUACAAAUUAAUCCAGCCUCUUCAGUUAAUCCUGAUCAUUUAUUAUAUUUCCGAUUCAUUGGCCGGUUUAUUGCAAUGGCUUUGUUUCAUGGUAAAUUUAUCUAUUCAGGAUUUACUUUGCCUUUCUACAAACGCAUGUUGGGUAAAAAAUUGGUCAUGAAAGAUAUUGAAUCAAUUGAUCCACAAUUUUACAACAGCCUUGUCUGGAUUAAAGAGAAUAGUCUUAAAGACAUUGAAGAUGAGAUGGAACUUUAUUUUACCGUUGAUUAUGAGAUUUUGGGUCAGCUGAAAAGUACCGAGCUUAAAGAAGGUGGAGCCGAUAUAAGGGUAACCGAUGAUAAUAAGGAUGAAUAUUUAAGACUAAUCAGUGAUUGGAGAUUUAGUCGUGGACAAGAGGAGCAAACCAAAGCCUUAUUAGAUGGUUUCAAUGAAGUUCUACCAUUGGAAUGGUUACAUUAUUUUGAUGAAAGAGAAUUGGAACUUCUUUUAUGUGGAAUGCAAGAGAUUGACAUUGAGGAUUGGCAAAAGAAUACAAUCUAUCGACAUUAUUCUCGAGGAAGUAAACAAAUCCAAUGGUUUUGGACUUUCGUCAAAGAGGGUAUGGAUAAUGAGAAAAGAGCUCGUCUCCUUCAAUUUGUCACCGGUACCUGUCGAGUGCCUGUAGGCGGUUUUGCUGAAUUAAUGGGUUCCAAUGGACCGCAAAGAUUUUGUAUUGAAAAAGUUGGUAAAGAAACUUGGUUACCCAAAAGUCAUACUUGUUUCAAUAGACUUGAUUUACCACCUUACAAAUCUUAUGAACAAUUAGUUGAAAAAUUAACCUAUGCCAUUGAAGAGACUGAAGGAUUUGCCCAAGAAUGAACAAUUUAUCAAUCAAUCAAUCCAAAAAUCCAUUUACCAAUUUACUUUCAUCAUCCCUGAUCCAAGCAGAAAAAAAAAAUUAAUAAGCAAACAAAUUGUUACCAAAUUUUGACCAACAAUUAUAUUUAUAAAACAAAGAGAUUACAACUAAAUAUUAUAAUUGGAUCCUAAUUUGUAAACAAUAACAACGGAACAACAAUCAACUGAAUUUUAAACCUUA
Messenger RNA from Panonychus citri (citrus red mite), 3740 nucleotides. RefSeq names its product NEDD4-like E3 ubiquitin-protein ligase WWP2. The record is from RefSeq and is a predicted model, not a curated record. Bases 1199 to 3520 code for a protein of 773 amino acids. Gene Ontology annotation, biological process: ubiquitin-dependent protein catabolic process. NCBI's taxonomy places the organism in Eukaryota, Metazoa, Arthropoda, Arachnida, Trombidiformes, Tetranychidae. The transcript is spliced from 3 exons. Gene Ontology annotation, molecular function: protein binding; ubiquitin protein ligase activity.